UACCUCAUGGACGGAUCCGUCUUAUUGAGUUCACAAGCCACUCGUUGUUUUGGUAGCUUUCUUGCUUGGACAUUAUACACGUCGGACGGUCUGAGACGGUUAUCGCAUGCGCCACAUCGGCGUUCGAGACCGAAACACCCGCACUGCGUCAUUGAUGGUGGCGUGGCGCGUUUGAAGCGAGCACGAGACAGCCUUACUGCUCGCUCUCACCAUCAGUUACUGCAGAGAGGUUCUUCGCUUUCCCGCAGCACAGCAACAGCGGCCAGCAUCUCUCGCUCCUCAGUGAAGGAUUGUUCAGCACCUUUCCGCAAAGCCUCUCCACCCUAAUAAAGAUUCCUUCUGCAUCAGCCGAGCAAACCGCACCACUACCGCACUCGCUACACACCCGCCUGAAUCACAUCCUUACCUUUUGCGGAGCGCAAGCUCCAUCACCAUAUUCACACCCCUUCUCGGUUCUCAUUGCGACCAUGGAGCGCCCGUCGCCACCACCUCCGCAAGCACGCGAUAUGGUCUACUGCCACCAAUGCGAGAAUGAAUGGUACCGAGACGAGCAUGGGCUAACGUGCCCGGAAUGCCAGUCUGACUUCACUGAAAUCAUCGAACCGAACCAUGACCCCCGUGACGACAAUCUGCUCCCCGAGCAGGAUGUGCCGCAAGGCGGGUUCUACGGUGCGCCAGACCCGGAUGAGGAUGACAUUGAUAACAUUCAGUGGCAGCAGACAGGCCCGGAUACAUAUCGCGCGAGAAUCAAUCGCACGAUCGACAUUCAGCCGGGCCAGCAGCAGCAGCAGGGCGGAGGCUUGUUAGGCGGCAUACUGGGCGGGCUAGGCACUCUUAUUGGAGGCGCAUUAGGCGGUGGCGAGCAACAGCAAGGCCAACAGUCAGCAGAACAAAGACCGCAGUCACCAGAUGCCGGACAGAAUCGUUCAUCUUCCGCGCCGGGCGGACCGCGCAAUGGUACUACCGUUCGCACCUUUCACGGACCGAAUUACCACAUGAGCAUCAUGACCUCCUCCAGCAGCAACCUCUACCCACGCAACGCCAACGGCCCGCAGCCAUUUCAGCCCCAACCUGACCACAUCGAGCAAAUGAUGGCGCAGAUGUUGAUGAAUAUUGGUGUGCCGCCGAACGGCCAACAUCCGCGCGGCGGUAUGGGUAUGGGUGGCAUGCAUAUGGGCGGCCCCGGCAUGAUGUUCGUGGGACCCGAUGCUGGCUUCCCGGGAGGUCCGCAACAGCAUCCGUUCGGCCCUGCUGGUCUCGGUAACCUCUUCCAGAUGCUCGGCAUGCCACCCAUGAUGGGCGGACCAGGCGGCCAAUUCGGCGACGCAGUCUUUUCGCAGGAGGCACUCGACCGUAUCGUGACGCAGCUGAUGGAGCAGCAUCAGUCCGGCAACGCCCCAGGACCGGCAUCGGAAGCAGCGAUUAAGUCUCUGCCUAAGCGUGAUAUCGUGGAGAAAGAUCUCGGCGAAAGCGGCAAAGCGGAAUGCACCAUCUGCAUGGACGAAGUGAACAUAGGCGAGACUGUCACGGUACUACCAUGCAGCCACUGGUUUCACGGCGAUUGCAUCAAAGCCUGGUUAUCCGAGCACGACACUUGUCCGCAUUGCAGACAAGGCAUCAUGCCAAAGGACGAACCGAACACCAACCGGCCUCGGCAACCCAGCCAAGCGCCGCUCAACGAUACAAACUCGCCCGAGUAUCAGAGCCCGAGAGAUGUGCCCGGCGGCUUCCCAAGCAUGGCGAGGCAGGAAUCAGGCUCGAGAGACCACCCAUUCACAGUGCCGGAGAGCCCACAAUUGCAUCGGCGUUCCAGCAGCACGCCCGGAGCGAGACCGAGCGGGAGUCGGCAAGCUAGCAGCACCAGCACUAACUACAACAGCGGCAACAAUAACGGCAUGUUCCAGCGCAUGCGCGACGCGUUCAGUAGCCGUGACGGGUCAGGGCAGGGAAGUGGCAGUGGUGGUGGGCCAAGCUGAGAGCGGCUACCUCUGACCAGGUACCGCCACACUAUCUCUCUAAGCAGAAUUGCUUACACCCCGUUG
This is a messenger RNA of Baudoinia panamericana UAMH 10762, 2042 nucleotides long. RefSeq lists its product as uncharacterized. Gene Ontology annotation, cellular component: cytoplasm; nucleoplasm. The transcript has a single exon. Bases 468 to 1976 code for a protein of 502 amino acids. NCBI's taxonomy places the organism in Eukaryota, Fungi, Ascomycota, Dothideomycetes, Mycosphaerellales, Teratosphaeriaceae. The record is from RefSeq and is a predicted model, not a curated record.